UUUUUCCUUCAUUUUAGAUGACAUGUUAAGGCAUUAUAGCAAUCAAGACACCUUUUUAAUUGAAUUAAAACAAUCAGAAUUAGAUAGACAUACUUUUUAUGCCGUUACUUUAAUUGAACUUUUAACUGCCAACAACGACAUUCCUUUAAAUAAAAAUAAUAAAAUUUUAAAUUCCUUUAAUAUUCACAACCAUCAUCAUCAUCAAGAUACAGCUUCAGCUACUUCCUCUUCCUCUACUAAUUCAGAAAAUAUUUCUUCAAAUCACCAGCAACAGCAAAGGACAUCGGCUACUGUUUGGUGAAUUUUGGAGGAAGAAAAUUUUUAAACCUCUAUUUUAUAGACAAUAAUUAUUUUUUUACCUCUAAAUUGAGGACGAUACUU
Meloidogyne enterolobii is the source of this 381-nucleotide messenger RNA. NCBI's taxonomy places the organism in Eukaryota, Metazoa, Nematoda, Chromadorea, Rhabditida, Meloidogynidae. The record is from the annotation of a GenBank genome assembly.